Molecule: messenger RNA, 1338 nt
Organism: Dermacentor andersoni
Lineage: Eukaryota; Metazoa; Arthropoda; Arachnida; Ixodida; Ixodidae
Source: RefSeq, a predicted model, not a curated record
GCUGCGCCCUAAAACGACCGUGUGGCAAGCUUCCACCCUUGCCGUCGUGGGAAGCUCGGAUCCCACACGACGCAAGACAAACCGUACUCGUUGAUGGUGGCAAUUUUCUUGUAUUCACGUCCUUUACGCAGCGACUAACAAAUGGAACAGAAUCGAAUUCCUUGUCGAACGUGCUUGCUUGCGAGGUAAGCGCGAUACUUGGAUCUCGUGAAAGAUGCGCGAAAAAAAAAAGAAAGAAAACACGAGCUUCGAAUGACAGCAGGCGUCAAACUGUGCUCCACAAACCUGCCAUAUCGUCUAAGAAAUCUUGGUAGCUCACCGAGAGGCGCACCUCUUGUAAGCAGCGACGCACGAUAUAUUUUUUAAACUUGACUGUAGGAAGUUAUUCUUGUUUUCGUUCAACAGUGCGGGGAUAGGUGGCACAACGAUCGGUAUAUUCACUCAAUUAGAACAACUACUGUCUCUUUUUGAAGACAUAGGCCUAUUCAUGGUUUCAAAUUUGGCGUUCUCAAAGAGCUAUAGUGCACGCGACGAGUAUCGUAACGUGGCAGGGGAGCGGCAGGUUGAACGCGGCGGCUUUCGCACCGCCGCUGUGCCCUCGCUCUCGGACGGCCCGGCGACACACCACCGAUGACAGCUGCAACGCGCGGGCUGCUGCUUAUUGCAACCAUAGCCUCCGUCGCUGUUGGCGUCUGUGGACAAGGCAAUCAGCUACAGGAGAUUGUCAUCAAAAUUUGUGGUGAACGGCACUUCCAUGUUUCGGAAGUAGUGGUGGACUGCGCCGCCCGGGUCUACGGCGAAAAGGGCAUGCACGUGGCGCUCCGAGAAUGCCUGCUGGCGCACCUGUCGGGCCACGAUCCCGGAGCCAGCCUCCGAGUGUCACCGGCUGCCGUCGAAGAGCUCUGCGCGUGGACCAACAUUUCCGCAGCGAGUAGCAUGCGCACAGACGCCGAUGUCGACAAGGUGACAGCGGCCCAGCAUGGCUGCGAUGGGCGCUUUUUAAACAGACGCUCUUUCGACGCUAGCGCCAAGGUGGUGCCGUACAGAGCUGGAUCCACAUUCUACUGCGCCCUGUCAAAGCUGAAGAUCACGCCGCGUGAGUACAUCCGCUCUUACGAGGAUUGCCACAAGGACUACAAGAGCCUCGUCGGUCCGGAGCACGAAGACUGACGAGACUGAAAAAAAAAUGGCAGCCGCGCAGCUGUGAGGAUUUCACAGAGUGUGCGCGCAAUAAAACGCGGCGGAGUGCUCGGUCAUGUUGCAAAGCGCAUGCUGAAACUGCCGCGUAAUAGAGAAAUUAUCUGCAUCAAGGCAUAGUAUGGCUAAAGUCAUCCAGUG